Molecule: messenger RNA, 2360 nt
Organism: Gordionus sp. m RMFG-2023
Lineage: Eukaryota; Metazoa; Nematomorpha; Gordioida; Chordodea; Parachordodidae
Product: electron transfer flavoprotein-ubiquinone oxidoreductase, mitochondrial-like
Exons: 13
Coding region: 40-2004 (654 amino acids)
Biological process (GO): electron transport chain
Cellular component (GO): mitochondrial inner membrane
Molecular function (GO): iron-sulfur cluster binding; electron-transferring-flavoprotein dehydrogenase activity
Source: RefSeq, a predicted model, not a curated record
UGUACUAAUAAAUUCUAUUAAUUGCCAUGUAUCGCAUAAAUGCUUAAAAAAAUUGAUAAAGUUUUUAUCCAUAUUUCCAAAAGAUAUUCGCAAAUAACCAAUCCUAAUCAUGUAACCACGCACUACAUACGACAUCCAAGAGAUAAAGAUCCCAGAUGGAAAGGCAUAAAUAUGGAAAGAUUUGUAGAAGAAUGUGAUGUAGUUAUUGUUGGAGGCGGACCUAGUGGUUUAUCAGCCGCUAUAAAAUUGAAACAACUUGCUAAAGAAUUUAAUCAAAAUUUAAGAGUAUGUUUACUCGAAAAAGGCCCAUACAUAGGUGCCCACACACUCUCUGGAGCAUGUAUAGAAACCAAGGCCUUAGAUGAACUUUUUCCUGAUUGGAAAGCUAAAGGGGCACCUCUCAAUACCCCGGUUCAGAAAGAAAGCUUUUUGUAUUUGCUUAACAACACUAAAAUCCCUUUGCCAAUAUUUAAAGGUCUUCCAAUAUACAAUAUGGGUAAUUAUAUAGUUAGACUUGGCAAUCUUGUAAAAUGGCUAGGAAAACAAGCUGAAGAAUUGGGGGUUGAGAUAUUUCCAGGGUUUGCUGCAAGCGAAAUUUUGUACGAUUCACCAACCCCACAAGGUGGCACUGAAAGCGACCGUAACGCAUUACCAGUAGUGAGAGGAGUGGCAACAAACGACGUUGGGAUAGCUAAAGACGGAUCACCCAAGCCGAAUUUUGAAAGGGGCAUGGAGUUAAGGGCUAAGUUAACGUUAUUUUCCGAAGGUUGUAGGGGUCAUUUAACCAAAAGGCUUUCCCCUUAUUUGGUCAAAAAAGAUGGAAAUGAUGGCUUGGCUCAUGGAGGCACGCAUAAAUCUGAACCUCAAAUAUAUGGCAUAGGCUAUAAGGAAUUAUGGGAAGUCGAUAAGAGUCAACAUGUACCGGGCUUGGUUGAACAUACCAUUGGGUUUCCUUUGGACUACAAAACAUACGGUGGUUCCUUCGUUUACCAUUACUCAUCGGAGGAAGGUGGUGGUACUCCAUUGGUCAGUUUGGGACUGGUUAUGGGACUGGAUUACUCCGAUCCUUACCUUAACACAUUCAAGGAAUUUCAAAAACUCAAAACUCAUCCCCAUUUUCUUAAACUUCUGUCCAAUGGGAAAAGGAUAGGAUAUGGGGCUAGGGCUCUCAACGAAGGUGGAUAUCAAUGUAUUCCCAAGUUAACUUUUCCCGGCGGUUGUAUAAGUGGAUGCGGGGCAGGGUUCAUGAACGUGGCGAAAAUCAAGGGCACUCACAACGCAAUGAAAAGCGGAAUGGUCGCUGCCGAAAGUAUUUUCGACACCAUCUAUCCUCUUGUCAGAAGUCGUCCCGAUAAACAGGCGAUCAUCGAUUCCAAUAGUAGGGUAGGGAAAAAUUACCUGGAGCCUAUCAUAUACGAGCAACGUAUUAGGGAAAGUUGGGUAUGGAAAGAGUUGUACCAAACCCGCAACAUUAAACCCAGUUUCAAUAGCAGCUUAGGAAUAUACGGCGGCAUUUUGUACACCGGAAUAUUGUAUUACGUGACCAGGGGGAGAGAGCCGUGGACCCUUCACCAUAAUAAACUUGAUAAUCUCAAACUCCGUCCUGCAGAAGAUUUUCGGAACUCGCCCCGCCACAAAAAUCCUGAUUAUUAUCCUUCCCCUUCCAAAAACCCUACUACCUUCGAUAUUCUAACGUCGGUCGCCUUAACUGGAACCAACCAUGCCCCGGACCAACCGUGUCAUCUUGUUCUCAAAAAUGAUGAGGUGCCAGUCAAAGUCAAUUGGAACGUAUUUGCCGGACCCGAGGCUCGCUAUUGUCCAGCUGCCGUCUACGAAUUCAUUCCUAUAGAAGACAAGGAUUCCUCCGUAAAUGAUCAAGUUAGCUUAAAAAUAAACGCCCAGAACUGCAUCCAUUGCAAAACGUGCGACAUCAAAGAUCCUACUCAAAAUAUUGAUUGGGUGACUCCGGAAGGAGGCGGAGGCCCCGCUUAUGAUGGCAUGUGAAUUUUUGUUUUGCUACUUGGAAGAAUUAUUUUUUUAAUUAUUUUAUAAUUUUUGUUCCUAAUUUUGUAGGAGUUAUAUAUUCCUUACUAUGAUAAAAACACACCUUCUUUUAUUUUACUAUUUUUUUAUUCUAAUUUUUUUUCCAAAUAGAAAUACGACGAGAGAUCCUUUUUUUGUUGAAGCGAAUUUAAUUCCAAUGUUCAAAAACUAAACACAUAUUCACCAGUAGAAAAAAUAAAUAAUAUAUUUUUUAAAUUUAUAGUAAUACUUACAGCAUAAGUAAUUUAUGCUCGUUAUAUUUUUAUACAUAAUGGUACGAACUAUUUUGGCUCAAAGUUUGCCCAAUUUCUCACAUA